CCCCCCCUGGGAUUCCUGUAGGGAUUGCUCCUGUGAUUUCUUCAGAGAUUUCUCUUGAAAUUUCUUCAGGAUAUCCUCCUGGAAUUCCGUCGAAGUAUUCAUUCUGGGCUUCCUUCAGGGAUUCCUUCGGAUCCUUCGAUUUCUCCUUGAAUUCUUUCGGAGAUUUCUUUUGGAAUUCCUUCGGGGUCUCCUCCUAGAGUUCUUUUGGGGAUUUCUCCUGGAAUUAUUUCGGGGAUUGAUCCUCGAGUUCUUUCGGAAAUUCCUUCUGAACUUCCUUCAAGGAUUCCUCUUGAAAUUUCUUAGGGGAUUUCUCCUGACAUUCCGUUGGGGACUCCCCCUGGAAUUUCUACGGGAACUCCUCCAGCAAUUACUUCGGAGAUUCUACCUGGAUUUCCUUUGGAGUUUCCUCGUGGAAUUUCUGUUGUGAUUCCUCUUUGAAUUUCUUCGGAGAUUGCUCCAGAAAUUUUUCAUUGAAUUCCUCCGGGGAUUCCACCUAGAAUUCCUUCGGGGUUUCCUACUGGAAUUCCUUGGGGAAUUUCUUCUGGAAUUCAUUCGGGGAUUCCUCUUGGAAUUCCUUCGGUGAUUCCUCCUAGAAUUCCCUCACGAAUUUCUUCUGGAACUCUUUCAGAGGAUAUUUUUCGUUGAUCCGUUAUUGAAGUCCUUUGGAGAUUCUUACCCGAAUUCCCUUGGAAGUUCCCUCUGGAGUCCUGCUGGAUUUUUUUUUUGUGGAUAACUGCUGGAAUUCCUUUGGGAUUCACGCAGGAUUAUUUUCGGAAUUUGCUCUUGAAAUUCCUGCGGGGAUUCCUCCUGAAAUGCCUUUGGGCAUUCCCCCUAAAAUUCCUUCGAAGAUUCCUUUUCAAUUUUAUCCACGGGUUCCUCAUGAAAUUUCUUCGAGGAUUCCUCUAAUUUUUUGUUUCGAUGGUUCCUCCUAGAAGUCUUUUGAGGAUUCCUUCACGAAUUACUUUGAAAAAUUCUUUCUGGAAUUUCUUUCGGGGAUUCCUCUUGAUAUUCCGUCGUGGAUUCCACCGGGAAUUCCUUCGGGGUAUCCUCUUAGAGUUCCUUCGGAGAUUUGUCUUGGAAUUCCUUCGUGGAUUACUGCUGGACUUCCUUCAAAGUUUCCUCCUGAUAUUUCUUCGGGUAUUCCUCCUGAUAUUCUGUCGGGGAUUCCUCCUAAAAUUAACACGGGAACUCCUCCUGGAAUAGCUUUGAAGUUUCCUCUUGGAAUUCCUGUGGUGAUUCCUCUUUUAUUUUUUUCGGAAAUUCCUCCUGAAAUUCCUUAGAUUCCUCCUGGAAUUCCUUCAGGGUUUCCUUCAUGAAUUUAUUCGGUGAUUUCUCCAAGAAUUCCUUCGGAAAUUCUUUCUAGAAUUCGUGGAUUCGUCCUAGAGUUCCUUCGAGGAUUCCUUCUUGAAUUUCUUCGGGGAUUCCUUCUGACUUCCUAUGGAAAUUCCUCUUGGGGGUUUCCUCUUAAAAAACCUUUGAGGAUUCCGCUCGAAAUUACUUCGAAGAUUUCUUCCGAAGUUCUUUGGGUGGCUACUCCUGGGAUUUUUCCAUAACGUUCUCCUGUAAUUUCUUCGGAGAUUCCUUCGAAGAUUCUUUCUGGAAUUCCUGCGAGAAUUCCACUUAGAAUUCCUUCGGGGAUUCCUCCUAGAAUUCUCUCAGGGAUUUCUCCUGGAAUUCCUCCAGAAUUACCUCUAAGGUAAUUUUCGUUGAUUCCUCUUAGAAUUCCUUUGUAGACUCUUUUUCUAAUUUUCUUCUAAACUGCCACUUGAAUUCUUUUGAGGUUUCCUGCUGCAAAAUCUUUUGGAAUUUCUCCUGGCUAUUUUUCGUUGAUUCCUCCUAGAAAUCCUUGCUUAAAGGAUUCCUUCUCGAAUUCCCUUAGAAAUUCCCGCUGGAAUUUCUUCGAGGAUUUCUGCUGUAAAUCCCUUAGGAUUUCUUCUUGAGUUCAUUUAUGGAAUCCUCCUGGAUUUCCUUCUGAAAUUUCUCGACAGACUCUUGAACCACCAGAGAUUUCUGCAGUGGUUCCUUCAGGAUUUCAUACAGCAGUUCCUGCAGAGAUAAGCCCAGAAUUUUCUUCAUGGAUUUCUCCAGCUUCUUUCAAGACUCCUCCUGGAAUUCCUUCUGAGAUUCCUCCAUGAAGAAACGAGAUUCCUUCCCUCUGAAUAAAUUAAACAAAAAAUGUAGCAAAAUUUCUAUUGUAUUGCCUUUAAUUGCAAUGCUGUAUUGCAACAUGAACUACACUAAGGAUGCGGGUAUUGUCACAAUAGGUCUAAUCACUGGUCGCAGCAACGGAUCUGAACAGGACUUACAAAAGGUAUUCAUUCAAUGGUCAAAUUUUGGUCACGCCGAUUCACGCCGCCGAAAGAUGCCACCGGCGUGUCGUCGCCGCCGCCGGCCAAAAAUGGUCAUCACGCUGCCGCCGAGCAAAAUAUAGUCGGCGCACAGGUAGGUCUAGGUGGUCAGAAUCAUGAGAUAAACCAUUCCGAAGUACUUUGUUGUAAAUGCACACUGGCGCCACAUAGUGGCGGAAUUACGCACUAAACUUAUCACCAUUUGAUAGCCAUAGACCGCCUGACAAACUUGGCUGAAGACACGAACUUUCUACGUGGUCAGAAUCAUGAGAUAAACCAUGUUAAAGUACUUCAUUGUAAAUGCGCACUGGCGCCAUCUAGCGGCUAAAUAACGCACCAAACUUACGACCAUUUGCUAGCUAUAGACCUUCUGAUCAACAUUGCUGAAGACACGAACAUUCUAGGUGGUCAGAAUCAUGAUAUAAACCAUGUCAAAGUACUUUGUUUUAAAUGCACACUAGCGUCACAUAGCGGCGGAAUUACGCACUAAACUUAUAACCAUUUGAUAACCAUAGACCUUCUGAUCAACAUUGCUGAAGACACGAACAUUCUAGGUGGUCAGAAUCAUGAGAUAAACCAUGCCAAAGUACUUCGUUGUAAAUGCACACUAGCGCCACAUAGCGGCGGAAUUACGCACUAAAAUUACCACCAUUUGAUAGCCAUAACCCUUCUGAUCAACAUUGCUAGGUGGUCAACAUUCUAGGUGGUCAGAAUCAUGAGAUAAACCAUGUCAAAGUACUUCGUUGUAAAUGCACACUAGCGCCACAUAGCGGCGGAAUUACGCACUAAAAUUACCACCAUUUGAUAGCCAUAGACCGUCUGAUCAACAUUGCUGAAGACACGAACAUUCUAGGUUGUCAGAAUCAUGAGAUAAACCAUGUCAAAGUACUUCGUUGUAAAUGCACACUAGCGCCACAUAGCGGCGGAAUUACGCACUAAAAUUACCACCAUUUGAUAGCCAUAACCCUUCUGAUCAACAUUGCUAGGUGGUCAACAUUCUAGGUGGUCAGAAUCAUGAGAUAAACCAUGUCAAAGUACUUCGUUGUAAAUGCACACUAGCGCCACAUAGCGGCGGAAUUACGCACUAAAAUUACCACCAUUUGAUAGCCAUAGACCGUCUGAUCAACAUUGCUGAAGACACGAACAUUCUAGGUUGUCAGAAUCAUGAGAUAAACCAUGUCAAAGUACUUCGUUGUAAAUGCACACUAGCGCCACAUAGCGGCGGAAUUACGCACUAAAAUUACCACCAUUUGAUAGCCAUAACCCUUCUGAUCAACAUUGCUGAAGACACGAACAUUCUAGGUUGUCAGAAUCAUGAGAUAAACUAUGUCAAAGUACUUCGUUGUAAAUGCACACUAGCGCCACAUAGCGGCGGAAUUACGUACCAAACAUUUCACCAUUUGAAGGUCAUAAACCUGCUGAACAACUUUGCCGAAGGUCUAAACUUUGCAGAGCACGCGGUUUUUGAGAUAUAGUUUAGUAAAUCAUAAGGUUUUCAGGUGAUGCCAAACUUUUUGGGGUGCUGCAAUAUUCAAUUGGGGUGUUGCAAUACUAGAAGAUGCGAUUCCAUAUUUAUGGCGGGUAGUGUAGAUAUCAUCCCUUCUCUAUUAUCCCUUCCCAUCCACAUAACGUGUUUCUUAUCGUUUCAGAGAGCGAUCAAUGGCGCUUAAGCCUAGGCUUGUUAGCCAGGACACAUGGUCCAAAUGCCUGUGCCCCAUCCCGGAAGCAAAAAGGCCCAUGGAGUGACAAAUUUCUUAGCUAUGUCACUCCCAACGUUGGCGUUAAAAAAAUCACUUACACUCACAUCAACACAUCUACAUGAUCCACUCAAAUACACUUAUACAAUCUGAAUCUUGCCGCAUCACUCGCUUAUAGUGAAUCCCCAAUCAACCCAUUCCAAAUAUCCAACUCCUUGACACCUAUGGGGGCGCCGGGGAGUCGCUGGCCUUUCAUAAAGUAGGUGUCAUAUCAUCACAUCCUUUCCUUUCCUCGUAACGGAGAAGAUGGGCGUGGCCGGCAAUGGAAGUUCUCAUGUCUUUUUACUUCAACCUCUAGUUAGAUAGCUGUUCCUUCCCAAAUAGCAUUCCAUAAGCAAUUAGAAUAGGAGUACAUAUUAAAGUUUUAACAUGACAACUUUCAGUAUGCAAUCUACGAAUUACUCCGUUACAACGCAACGCAACGCAUAAUGUCCACCCUUAGCACAAAUAACAAACUUCAAAGAACAUCACAUGUUGAAAAGAAGGAGAAAUCUUUGGUGGAAAAACCAGUAUGUUCUACACAAAAACCCGAUGAAAUGAUGAAACUUGAAAGAAGAGGCGAGAUUAAAAGUAAGAAGAAAUCUUUGAUAAAAAAUCAACUGCUUCAACAAUGCCAACGGAAACUACACAACACGGAUCUAUGACAUUUCGUCGAAAGACAUUUGGUCGAAUGACGUUUGGUCGAAUGACAUUUGGUCGAAAGUACAUUUGGUCGAACGGACGUUUGGUCGAAUGGACAUUUGGCCGAAACCCAUAUUAUGGAGUAGAAAACAUGCAUGAAAAAAGAGACGCAUUUAAACGCGUUCAAGUUAAACUCGGCACGCUGCGAUCAGAAAUAUUUAAAAAUUCUUCAGUUCAGUGGAAGUUGGAACGCGAGCGAGGUCUAAAUUGAACGCAGAUACAUAAUUAGGUACAUUCGCAUAAUGCCUGCAUGAUACCCUGGGAUCCUCAAAGCUGAAAUGGUUAUAAUAUCCGCCAUUUUUUCAAAGAUUUGAAUAAUCUUGGGAUUCUAUUCAGAAACUUAUCUUUUAUUGGGAGCAUAUCCGAGUGAACCGGUUAUAUAACUGUGGUUUUCGGAAAAUCCGGAUUUUCAGGAACAUGUUCGGCAUGUCAGCUACAAUAAUUCUCGUAUAAUAGCUGUGUUGUUGUUAACUCAAUCGGACGUGAUUUUGUAUCGCUCAUCGUUUACGUUAAUUUUCCGUUGAAACUGGCUUCGAAAAUCUCGAAUGACACUUGUGUAGUACGAUCGUCUAUAUAUUGUACGUUUCUGCGAUAUUAAUCUUUCAUUGCGUUUACCGUUGUGACGAAAAAUUGCAAUUAUAUUGAUCAUCAAAACUCGCCAUGGAGUGCAAAAAGUGCCUUCUUCCAGUGGUUACAAAAGAUCAACCGUAUGUAUACUGUAAUGCAUUGUGCGCCGCAGUUCACCAUGCCGCUUGUGUUGGAUUGAAUACUGCCGAGCUUGCUGCCGUAUCACCGCCGCACAAGAAUAGUUGUUGGAUGUGCGACGAGUGUUUAGUUGAAUUUGUACAAUGGAGUUAAGAACGAAAUGAGAAAAUGAAUGAGCCGAUCGCCGCAACAGAGCACAAUGAUCCUAAAUGCGCACUACAACGUGACGUUGAUGAGCUGAAAGCUAAAGUAGAUUCAAUACUGUCGGUGAUUACGUCGCAUGAGAAUAAUCACACGGAUGCCUGGAUACGACACUCAACACCGAAAUCAUCGCGACCAAUGGAAUGUGGAUCGAGUGAAGUGACAAAUGCAUCCGAAACUGCGAGUCGGUUACCUGAUUCGAUAUGUGAGAACGAGAACUUCGACUUGUUGCUAACGAAUAUCGAUGGAAGCGUUUCGGAAAAAGAUGUUCAACUCAUGGUUUGUCGCUGCUUGGGCACACGUAAUAAUGAGUGCAUUAAUGUUAUGAAAUUAGUUCGGCGAUGGGUUGACUGCAGUGCAUUCGACUAUAUCUCCUUCAAAAUAGUUUUAAACCGUAAAUGGAAGUCUGUCGCGAUGAUGCCAUCUACUUGGCCUAGAAACAUUAGAUUUCGAGAGUUCAAAAAAGUGAGAUUCCCGUGGAAACCCGAUAUUUUGUAAUUAGUUCCAGUAUUGUAAAUAAUGUGAUUUGAUGGAACAUGUUUUUUUUUUGUAUUGAUGUUUUUUAUUACUGUUUUAAGUCAUUUGUUGUUAAUAGGAAAAUGAUACUUGUUGUGUGAAUUUGUACGAUAUUUGUAGUUAACGAGUCGCAUCUUCUUUGAGUUUGUUCUGGAAAGUUGUCGAGAUUGUUAAAUGUUUUUGUACCUUAGAUUUAAGUCACAUCAUUGAGGCAUACACAGGCCUGUUGGUGUUAAUAAUCAAAUAAAUAAAUAAACAUCAAAGAUA
Messenger RNA from Aedes albopictus (Asian tiger mosquito), 6475 nucleotides. RefSeq lists its product as uncharacterized. NCBI's taxonomy places the organism in Eukaryota, Metazoa, Arthropoda, Insecta, Diptera, Culicidae. Bases 5660 to 6190 code for a protein of 176 amino acids. The transcript has a single exon. The record is from RefSeq and is a predicted model, not a curated record.